Messenger RNA from Protobothrops mucrosquamatus (brown spotted pit viper), 1432 nucleotides. RefSeq names its product tripartite motif containing 65 (gene TRIM65). Gene Ontology annotation, biological process: positive regulation of autophagy. The record is from RefSeq and is a predicted model, not a curated record. The transcript is spliced from 2 exons. Bases 1 to 600 code for a protein of 199 amino acids. NCBI's taxonomy places the organism in Eukaryota, Metazoa, Chordata, Lepidosauria, Squamata, Viperidae. Gene Ontology annotation, molecular function: protein binding.
AUGCGGAUUCUCUUCUGGUGUCGUCCCAUUCAGUUGCUGAUCAGAAAUGAGCCAGAUCAGCAGAAUUUGACAUUUGAUCCAGUCACAGCUAACAAAUACUUGCAGAUAUCUGAUAAUAACCAGAAGGUAACUCAUCCCCAAGGUUUUCAAAAGCCAAAGCCAAAUGACCCUCAAAGGUUUGAGCCAUGGCAAGUCAUGUGUACUCAGAACUUCAGCCAAGGCUGUCACUACUGGGAAGUAGAGUUAUCUGACCACUCCGUCAUUGUUGGCGUAGUUUGCCAAACAUUCACCAGAUUGAAACAGGCUCAUCAGAAGUUCACCAUUGGGUUGGAUAAAUUCUCCUGGGGCCUGCAUAUCCAAGAAGACAGCUACGUGGCUUGGUACAAUGACAAGUCUACAAAGAUAAAAGAACCUCUGUGCAAAUUCAUUGGAGUUCUAUUGGACUGUGAUCAAGGAACGAUAUCCUUUUACAGCAUAGACAAUAAUAUGAAAUGCCUUCAUGUUUUUCACGCCACCUUUACAGAGCCUCUAGUUCCAAUUUUCUGGCUUUGUGAAGGUACAGCCGUGACUCUUUGCCAAAGGCCGCCCAGCCAGAUUUAACUGUUGAGAAGUCACCUGAUUUACAAGUAUAGGCAAAGACUGCCCCUAUGGAAAAACUCUGAGUAAGCAAAUAACUCUGGAACAUUGACAAAAAAUUAAGCUGUUUGGCUGUACAAGAGACAAUAGGUACAGAUGUAGUUAGAUGCUUAUACAGCACAGAAUCUAAUACGUGAGUUUUUGGGGCUGCAUAAAGCUUUCUGACAAGCUACAAAAUUAAGAAAUGAAUAGCAAUAAAGAAAUAGUGUAAACAUAAUUAACUUUUAAGUGGGAAAUUGUCAUAGCCAAUAAAGAAUCAAGUUGGACAGAAAGAAAAUGCACAGUAGUGUUUGCCCUGGACAGAUCAUUAUUCACAAGCAUUCUGCAGUCACUUCAUUAUGAAGGUAUUUUGUGAAACAGUUAAGUACAUAUAUAGUUUCUCAUAUGGGUGACUGGAUAAUAAGAAGUUCUUAAGAAUUCAUAUUCCGGAAAGCAAUUUUUAAAAUUUAUUGUAACCUUUUCCCUAUUAGAACAGACUACAGUCUUUAAAAAGAUCAACAAGAUCUUUGAAUGGAAAACAGAAUUAUAAAAAUGCAAGCAUUAAUGUUUUGUUUUUUUUAAAAAAAAAAGCAGCUUAAAAGGAAAUCUAGAUCUAAAGCAGGUUUUAUUCCAUUUUCCUAAGUUUGUGAAAAUUUGCAGGGAAAGAAAGCUUAUUUUUCUAUGGAGAAAAUUAUGACAUAUGUAUAACUAGCAUUGCAGGUUCUUGUCAUGUUUAUUAUCAUUUUUAUUCUGUGCAUACAAAAGGAAAGUUGGAAUGAUGUUAUGUAAUGAUCCUCAGAACUGUCCAUUACCAAGA